Doryrhamphus excisus (bluestripe pipefish) is the source of this 3500-nucleotide messenger RNA. RefSeq names its product small glutamine rich tetratricopeptide repeat co-chaperone beta (gene sgtb). NCBI's taxonomy places the organism in Eukaryota, Metazoa, Chordata, Actinopteri, Syngnathiformes, Syngnathidae. The record is from RefSeq and is a predicted model, not a curated record. Gene Ontology annotation, molecular function: molecular adaptor activity; protein binding. Gene Ontology annotation, cellular component: TRC complex; membrane. Gene Ontology annotation, biological process: post-translational protein targeting to endoplasmic reticulum membrane.
AAACAAAAACAAAGAAAAAGUACCGCAACUAAAAGCUUGCCUUCUCACUCACUGUAUUCUCUCCUGUCCAGCGGCAGCUCGGCUCUAUUUCCGCAGUCAGUCUGCACAUGCGCACAGGAUCUACUUAGCUUUGGCCGUCAGGGCGGCAGCAGUUAGCCUCAGUUCAGCUUGUAGGUAAACAUGGCGGUGGAGAAGCGCCUGGCGUUCUCUAUCGUACAGUUCCUACGAGAGCAGACGCACGGCGGAACUUUGAAUUCUGAUGAGCAGGAGAGCCUGGAAGUUGCCAUCCAAUGUCUGGAGACCACCUUUAAGAUCAGCGCCAGCGACUGUCAUCUGGCCGCACCGCAGCCCCUCAUGGAGGUCUUCCUCAACUCACUGCUCAAGAACGACAUCCUGGCCUUACCGACGACAUCGCCGUCUCCAGAAGAUGCUGAACGAGCUGAACAGCUGAAGAACGAAGGGAACAACCACAUGAAGGAGGAGAACUACCGAUGUGCAGUGGAGUGCUACACCAAGGCCAUCGAGCUGGACCUGAGGAACGCUGUCUAUUACUGCAACAGGGCGGCCGCUCACAGUAAACUGGGAAACUACACAGAGGCGACCGGGGACUGCGAGCGAGCCAUUGCGAUCGACCCCAGCUACAGCAAAGCGUACGGCAGGAUGGGCCUGGCAUUGACGGCCAUGAACAAAUACCCCGAGGCCAUUUCUUAUUUUCAGAAAGCGCUGGUGCUGGACCCCGACAACGACACAUACAAGUCCAACCUGAAGGUGGCAGAGCAGAAGCAGAAGGAAGUGAGCAGUCCGAUUGCCGCUGGACUGGGAUUUGACAUGGCCAGUUUAAUCAACAACCCCGCUUUCAUCAGCAUGGCAGCCAGCGUGAUGCAGAACCAACAAGUCCAGCAGCUCAUGUCAGGAAUGAUGUCCAACGCUGUGGGCGGGCCGGCGGCCGGAGUGGGCGGACUGUCGGACAUUUCCAGUUUAAUAGAAGCGGGGCAGCAGUUUGCCCAGCAGAUCCAGCAGCAGAACCCCGAGCUGAUCGAGCAGCUACGGAACCACAUCAGGAGUCGCUCCUUCAGUGGCAGCGCCGAGGAGCAUUCGUGAUCCGCUCAGAUGGCCGAGGAGUCGGAUGCCAAGCUGAUCCCGCCCAGGCGGGACCCCGAGAGAUGACUGUGAACAAAACAUGCGACACACAUGAGUGACUUGUUAUCUUCAGAGUGGUCCAAACGCUUCUUCUGGUACUCGUGACGUCAUGUCCGCCAUGUUUGUUAAGUCUCAUUCGACCCUCAGUGUUCACAGGUAGAAGACACCAUCACAUGGAAGAAUGUUGGACAUUCUCUGUCAUGCUAGUGAAUGAUGAGACGUCUCCAAUGUCUGAUUAGUACUAUUUGAAGAAAACCACCACAUUGCAUUGCAGUGAUAUCAGAGAUUAGCCUGACUGAUUUAUGAACAGUUGGCUGAGACUCCGUAUGUUUACAUAGACCAAGUGCAACAUCCGGGCACUUAACCACGUGUCCCAUGUAAACAGGUUGUAGCCUCCGGGUUCUGUGUCUUUGUGGUUGGCGGGAGGAGUUUUCAUCAUUUAGCUGAAGUCAAAUUCUAGAUUUGUCGACUGACAUUUGCAAGCCAACGCCACACAGUGUUGUACUACCAUGGCAUAUAUCACGAUAUUUUGGAGAUGUAUCACGAUAUGACGAUAUAAAAUGUAAAUUCAGCUGAGUCCUGUAUAAAAACCUGUAGCCAUAAAAUGAAAUAUAUGUCUCCAAUUGUAAAGCACAUGUAUUUAUUGGUGAGAAAGUGGCUAACUUUUCUAAUACUCAGACAAAAUCUAAAAUCUAAAUCUCCGACAAAGUGUAAAGCCUGUGAUGGUGAUAAAGGAAGAUGUAGUCACCCAUGCAAUUCCAACUGCAUAGGGAAGAUAUUUUUCCGACACUCUUCCUUACACCGACGGCAAACCGCGCUUUUAUUUUGAAGGCCAUAGUAUGUCCUCUGUGUGUUGAGAAUGUCUGUUGGGUACACGAAUAAACGUGCUUCCCGUCUUCACUCAGAACCGAUGCGCUGUCACCCCGCAUUGCGAAACGGCCCUUACAUGAAAGAGGUGAAGAUAUACUCACACACGCAACCACACUAGCAUGCUAAACUAAGCUAACCCCGUUUUGCUCUCCGAGGUGCCGCCAACCUUCGCCGGUGUUUAUCACCAUUUAUAGUGAAAACGGUCUGCCGAGUAAAUACUUACCCACACGAAGGUUCCUCAUGAUGACAGCAUUUCAUUCAUCUUAUGUGUCAAAGUACGCCGUGGCGCGCAACUCUGCUUGUUUACGUUUAUGUCAUUUAUACCAGUAUAAGUCUUAUCGUUCUUACAUACCAGUAUAUAAAAAAAUAUCAUGCCAUGUAGAUUUUCUAUAGCAUUGUAUAUGUAUACUUUGGCACCUUAUGUCAUUUUUUGCUUGUUUUUUUUAUUUUAGCAUUUCUUAAAAUUGUAUUUAUUAUUAUUAUUAUUAUUAUUAUUAUAUUAUUUAUUUUCACAAUAUUGGUUUAUUCCUAUAUUAUUUUUACGUUAUUCUUGAAAUAUUUUUACUCUUUUCACAAACAAAUUUUCACAAAAAAAUUAACUUGAUUUUUGUUUCUCAUAUUAUGACUUUAUGUUAACGGUAAUGGUUUAAUUUUAUUUGAACAUGCAUCAGAUUACAAUUGAGUGCAUCACAUAAUCAGUUCACAGUUCCACAUGUCCAAAAGGAGUAGGAAGAAGCAAAGCUUAUUAAAUCCUACCCCUCCAUCUGGUACUUUUACAAUCAGUAACUGUUACAUUUGUUCACUUCCUGCUUUCCUAAUAUAAUUUAAGUUUUUUUUAGCUUUAUUUUAUUUAUUUGUUUUUUGUCACGUACCAAAGUACGAGGUGAUAAAAUAUACAUUUGUUAAAACAGUAAAACCUCGCCUUACAAACAAUUCAGAACAUAGCUUUGAAUAAAUAAAUAAUAAUAAGUGUGACCAAGGGAUCAUUGUAGAAAUAAAAUUGGACCAGAAAAGGGGAGAAAUAUAGCAAAAGGAAAAAUGUUGCCAUUCAUAACUAAUAACACAAACCUUUUGUUGUUUUCGCCUGGUGUAUUUACAGCUUAUGGCUUGCUAGGCUAACCUCGCUGGUGAAAAAACGUAUAUGUGCUGGUGUCUUCUAUCAUAUAACACUGAGGCUUCACAUUCAACUCAGCCUACCAAACACGUGACUGACACACGUGUGUUGUUUGCAGCCUGCAUUGUGACGUCAUUGCACUUUAGCACCACUUAAUAAAUAACAAGCCCCCCCCCCCAAACCCCUUUAAGACUGUAGUUAUGUGUUGACGAUGUAGUCAAAGUGUUAAGGUGGCUCCUCCUGCAUGCUUUGAAAUCUGGAAUUGGGCAUCAGAUGCUUUAUGGAAACAAUUAGCACUGCUGGGCCAGGAAGACGCUUUCUCCGAUCACUUGUCCAAAUAAACAAUAAAUGUCCUGGAGUUUAACUCACCCUUUGU